GGGAUGGCGGUGCUGCGGCCUUUCGACAAGCUCCCGAUGCUCAACUCCUGCGUCAUCCUGCUCGUGGGCUCGGACGAGGCGAUCCAGCAGAAGCUGGCGGAGGCGAUGCUCCAGGAGAAGAGGAACUUCAACGUCAGCAUCCACCUUGCUACAUCCCUCCCCUUGCCUUCGGAGAGGGAUCAUCUUCGACCCAGGAUAGAUAUGGUUGUGUUUAUGAUUGACAUCAAGAGCAAGUACAGCUUGAAGAAUGUCGAAACUUCCCUAGCUCAUGUGGAUGCCAGCUUCUUCCUGGGGAAAGUGUGCUUUCUUGUCACUGGGGUUGGCAGGGUGAAUGCUUGCAGCAUUGAGACGAAUGCAGUCUGUAAAUUAGCAGAAGCCUACUGCAGUCCUGUGCUAUUCUGUGAGCUGGAGUUGGAAGGGGUUCGAGCUGCUACUGCUCAACGACUUCUUCGAAUGUUACAGAUCUGUGCUGGUCACAUACCAGGAGUUUCUGCCUUGUCCCUUGUUUCGCUGAUGAGGAACUAAUGUUGAUUUGCUUCUCAUUGUGAUACUUCAGACACAUUCAUCAGGUUUUUUUCAUGUCAGGCAUUCAAGCUGCUGCAGUUGGCAUCACAUUGGGAGGCUUUUUUUUCCUGACUUGUCAUGACCACUCAUCCAGAACUGUUCCUAGUUGCUUACCUCUCAAGAAAAGUUAAAUUCCUAUCCGUUAUUACAUCUGAAUCCCAUUUCAUGAUCAAGUCUGAGGUUUUUUCCACUUGGCCAGUGGCCAGGAGCUACAUGUUUUCUGAGAGAAUAUUAGAAGAACAGGCUACUGUCUCCAAAACACCAGAGAAGAGGCAGCAGGCUCCUGCUUUCUUUCAGUUGAAAUGCAGCACCUUAGUCUGAUGUGAAACCUUGCUGCCAGGUUUUGUCUGUCCACCAAGAGAAGAAUGGGGAAGGAAGGCUGGCCUGCCAGCUUCCAGAUAGACUGCACUUGGUAGUUAAUGAUCCAACUGUGUGAGCAUCUGCCCAGCAAAGGACUCAGUAUUUCCAUGCCUGGUACCUGAUUGGGAAGUAAGGGACUAAAUAAGAUAAUCAAUCUAGCACUUUAGCUUUCUUUUAGAUCCUUGAAGAAAAAGACUCCACCUGUCAAGCCCAAGACAGCCCCAGUAACACAGCCCAUGGGGCUGCCCAGAGGUGAAACCCGGCAGACCAGACCACAGCAGCACACAGGAAACGUUGUCUCGGCUGCUUUGCCAUAUGCUGUGUAAAAUCCCUUUACUACCAGGUUCUGACCAGCAGUAAGUCGUGCCUUGUGCUUACUACAAGUCACUAAGU
Ficedula albicollis (Collared flycatcher) is the source of this 1317-nucleotide messenger RNA. RefSeq names its product centromere protein M (gene CENPM). The transcript has 6 exons. NCBI's taxonomy places the organism in Eukaryota, Metazoa, Chordata, Aves, Passeriformes, Muscicapidae. The coding region runs from base 4 to 525 and encodes 173 amino acids. The record is from RefSeq and is a predicted model, not a curated record.